AUAAAUUUUAUUUUGAAAGAAUGUGUUUUAUGUUGGAGUGAAAAAAAUGGAGUGAAUUGUGAUUAAAUAUUAAGCAUUGUUAUUUUUUCCUAAUUAAAUAAUUUGUGUUGAAAAUGGAAGUGUCGAUGAAACCAGGACGAUAUGGCUGUACUUUGAUAAUGCUAAUAUGUCUUCUAGUUAUGGAUAUGUGUAUUAAUUCAAUUGCAAAUUAUUAUAAAUGGAAUCAAAUUAAAUUGCUUGUAUUAUUUGUUACUCAAGAUGCUGGAAUUCUAUUAGCAUUAAUCGUACUUCUAUUAUCAUUUUUUCAAACGUAUAUGUUCAAAGUUGGCUUAAUCAAAUUAUUAUUUGAACGAUUUAUGUCUACAAUUGUUAUAUGCGUCAUAUACUUUAUGUUAUCAGUGGGUUUACAUGUAUGGAUCUUGGCUGAUCGAUGGGAUAAUCCAACGGAACGUUAUUAUUGGAAAGAUUUGAUGCUUGUAUUGUUUGGCAUACAAAGAUUUGUGAGUCCAUUCUAUUAUUAUUUUUGUAAACGGGCUGGUCUACGCAUAAGUGAUCCCAGAUUUUAUGAAGACCAAUAUUGGAUUGCUGAACAAUUAAAGAAAUGUCCAAACAAGUGAAGGAAUUCAUGGAUUGGAAAAAUUCUUUAAAGAAUUUUUGAUGUUUGUUGUCUCUUAUCCUCUCUUAAAUGUGAAUUCAAGAGUCUCAAAAAAAAAAAUGUUUCUCUG
This is a messenger RNA of Chrysoperla carnea, 725 nucleotides long. Its product is annotated as transmembrane protein 138. The coding region runs from base 114 to 617 and encodes 167 amino acids. Gene Ontology annotation, cellular component: cilium. The transcript has 3 exons. The record is from RefSeq and is a predicted model, not a curated record. Lineage: Eukaryota; Metazoa; Arthropoda; Insecta; Neuroptera; Chrysopidae.